This is a messenger RNA of Myxocyprinus asiaticus (Chinese sucker), 6922 nucleotides long. Its product is annotated as protein FAM83G-like. The record is from RefSeq and is a predicted model, not a curated record. The coding region runs from base 841 to 3327 and encodes 828 amino acids. The transcript has 5 exons. Lineage: Eukaryota; Metazoa; Chordata; Actinopteri; Cypriniformes; Catostomidae.
CGCUCAUGCACCACGAUGUUCGGCCUCUUCCUCUUUCCAAAACGCUUUGUGGAUCUACAGAAUUAGGUCAAAGCAAUACAAACGACUAGAAACUCAGGACUAAACGUAGAGCAGGGGACAAAACAUUGAAGAAACUGUAAAACUUUAGUUCAAAUCGCAACACUGUAGCGCUUAUCCGGCAACUUUUGGUUCAUGCACAAAAACGGAUAUAAUGUUUUUUCUGACAAGCUGAUCGUUCUUUUCGGCGAUAUACCGGAUGUAUGCUUUCGUUGGAGAUCCUGAACUCCAGCUGAAGUCUGUUGCGUGUGCGUUAUGCAUGUGUGGUGUGUCUGUGCCCCUCCUGGUCAGGUGACUGAGGUGUGCCUAAUCACUUGAAUCUCUGGAGAUGCUUUGUUCUAUUCUACCUGUCGGUUAAGUGAAAGCUGAUCUCCGGCUCCGCGUGCUGAACUGCGUCCAGUACUCAUCUAGGACUCGGCUUCUGGCAAAACAUGAUCAAAUAACACCGAAGGCCUCGGACCAGUAGUACAUAUUUUUGGAAACAAUAUCGCGUUUAUUUCUAUGCGUAAAGGUGUUUUUUGGUGCUAGAAUUAACGCUGAGCCGCGCUAUUUGAGGACAAAAUAGUUUACGAUAUCGUCCGGUUUCGCUCUAUCAUGGAAACGGUUUAUCGCGGACCGCGAACUGAAUUUUUAUAGCCCUGUGAACUGAGGGGGAAAAAACUUUUGUCUUAGGUUUUAAUGACUUUUCUUGAGUUUGGGUACUUUUUUAAAAAUAAUAAUUACCGGAUAAAAUAAUUCGCUCUUUUUUAUUCGCCAAGAAUUCGGAUCGCGUGAGGCAGCAUUAUGGCUCUCUCACAGGUUCAGUGUCUUGAUGACAAUCAUGUGAACUGGCGUCUGAACGAAUCCAAACCGGAGUUCUUAUACAGCGAGGAGCAGCGGCUUGCGCUCGAGGCGCUCAUCACCAAAGGACGCGACGCGUUUGACUGCUAUGUGAAAGAGCACGAACUGCGUCCUUUCCUCUCGGAAACGGAGUUGGAGCAACUCCGCAGAACCAUAGAAGAUUACAAACCCGGUUCUGAGCACCAACAACCGGAUGGUAUGACAGAGGGAGAGGACAGUACUGUGUCUUUACAGUACUGGCCGGACCGCUCUGAUAUCUCCAUACCGAAUUUGGACCUCGGAUGGCCCGAUUGUAAUUCUUACCGCGGAGUGACGCGCGUCAACGUGUACACGCAGCCGCCGGUGGACGGACAGGCGCAUAUAAAAGAGGUAGUGAGAAAGGCCAUCGCUCAGGCACAGAAGAUGAUAGCGAUAGUUAUGGAUGUUUUCACAGAUGUGGACAUUUUUAAGGAUCUAAUAGAAGCUGGAUUUAAGAAGAAAGUGGCUGUGUACAUUAUUAUAGACAAUGCAGCUGUACAGGACUUCUUACUUAUGUGUGAGAGAGCAAACAUGCACAGAGGACACCUCAAUCAUCUGCGGGUGCGAUGCAUCGGUGGUUUGGAAUUCUACACGCGAUCAGCUCAGAAGCUUCGUGGCUCGCUGGGUCAGAAAUUCAUGUUUGUGGAUGGAGACCGUGCUGUGUCUGGAUCAUACAGUUUUACAUGGACUGCUUCCCGUCUGGAUCGUAAUAUCAUCACAGUCAUGACAGGUCAGGCUGUGGACACCUUUGACAAACAGUUCCGUGAGCUAUACCUGAACUCUCGUGGGGUCAUCCUAUCCAAGAUCCCACUGGCAGACCCACCAGAGCCUGAGCCUGUCCUAUUCUCUGUUCCUCCCCCUGUUUCAGCAACUGUCGCAAGAAAACUCAUUAACCCCAAAUACGCAUUGGUAAAUGUGGAUGCAUCAACCAAAGCCGCUUCGGACAAAGCUAGAGCCAGCAGUAACUCCCCGAAUCCAAUGGUCCAGAUUAAGAAGCCCAAACGUGAAUUACCGCAAAAGCACCCAGGACUUGCAGGUUUGUUAAAGGCGGAUCUCAUUUCCUACUUGCCCAUCUGGCCUGAGCCAGAUCCACCCAGCGAUGUUAUUGGGUUUAUUAAUAUUCGCGACACAAGCAAGCCAGCACCGGUGCAUUUAAUGCGCUCGCAGAUGUGUGGAACAUCGCAAGCAAUCCGCUUCAAAGACCCUUUCUUCUCCCCACCUGAGGAACUUCCAGAAAAGGCAAUUCCCCGACCUAAACCAUCACCUUCAUCUAAAACAGAUACCGUAAAUGCAAACGUUCAAUCAAGUACCCAGCCUCCGAAAGAUAUUCAACCAAAUACUAAUUCUAGCAGCAUUCAUCAAGAUGCACCAGUUUGUAUCUCCCAUUUGUCAACCACCGAAUUGCAGGAGCCCAAUCCCAACCCUUCUCCAGAAGAGCAGCAGCCAAACCCUAAACCCAUGCAUUCCUCUUCAGAAAACCAACCUGCUUCAGUACCACCUGUUCCCAAGCCUCGCACCUUACAGGUGGUGGUUAAUACACAUGAGGGAUCUGGAGAUGCAGAGAUCAGUUUAGUUAGAAGAGAGAAGAUCCAGACAACCAACUCAAAGGGUACAAGUAGGGGCACUCGUGAAAAUGAUACUGACAGCAUUAUUGUGACUUGUGCAGAUUCAUUAAAGGAUGAGAAUUCCUCAACUUCAGAAGAGUAUUUUGAGUGCACAGACUCUGGUAGCACAAGUCCUAAUGACAAGCUCCCUAACGGAAUGAUAACGGGUUCUGGUCGCUUUGGAGACCACAGCCAUGACAUGCUUAAUGUGAUGGCGAGGUUCUCUCAAUCUAUGGUGGACUUGCGAUCAGAUGACAUUGAGCCAGAGCUACAAAGUACCGCCGAGAAGAAUCUCCUGAACAAGCAGAACAGAGGCAAAGCAAAGUUUUAUCAAAUGGUCUCCAGGUCACCAGUUCGAGACACUUAUGGCCGGGCCAAAGUGGUGAUUGCUAAACCUGGAGUGUUCCACAGACCCCCUAAAAGCAGCGGUCAUGUCAUCGGAGGUCGCAGGUAUUGGCAGGGAAAGAAAUGUGCCGCUGAACGUCCCCCAAGUGGAUCAGGACAACAAAACCCAAAUCGCACUGGUUGGUCUCCUAGAAGACACAGCUCUGCCUGUAAAAUAGAAGGACUGCAAACCAGCCAAUCACCUAUUCAACAGCUCACACACUCAAACUCUGGCUCUCCCACUCAGCGGACCUCUCAAACGAAAUCUACAUCGCCCCAGAGAAAAGUUGAGACUCGUACACCACUAGGAAUCUCCUUAGCCAAACUCUCCAAAUUCAACCACCUUCAGGGGAGGGUUCCAGUGAACACCGCUGGUUUUAGCUUGGAGGAUACAUUUGUGUCACGUGGGCACAAUGAAAAGUGAUUUAUGGUCCACCCCCCCCCCCCCCCCCCAAACCCAAAAAAACAACAACUUUGUAUUGAUUGCAAAGGUAUGAAUGUGCAAUGAUGUAGCCACCAGUUUUCAUUGGCAUAGACUUAGAAUCCUUUAAACUGGAUCUUCAAACUGACACCAGUGUUACAUAAAAAAAAAAAACAGUGAAGUUUGCAAACCCAACGCACAGAGCUGGACUGUAUAUGUGUGUGUGUAAAUGAAAGCUCCACACUUGUUACAAACAGACUGACUCUUUGUUGUCAUGUGCUUAUGAGUAAUCCGGACUGCAAGACAUUUGGUGGUGGAUUUGUGACCAUGGUGAUGGCAAUUUCACAUUCACCUCUAUAUUGACUAACAGUGUUUCAGAUUGAGAAAGAGGAGGUUGGAAAUGGCUAAGAUACAAGCCUGACCAACACAGUAAGGUGAUUUUACAAAUUCCUAGACAUUUGCACACACAUUCACCCUAAUAUUGUGUGUUUGCAGUUCUUCUCUUUGAUUUAAUUGAAGAUAGAACUGCCAACAAGAUUUUGUAUUUACAAGAAUUUUCAAUUUCCUUUCCUUCUAAUACCUAUGGCUUGGCGAUAAAACAAUAUAGUUACUUAUCGAGAAAAAAAAAUCCUUGAUAUCGAUAAACUUUUGAGUAAUUUUAUACAUUUAGCCUAUGUUCUACAUAAAUGCUAUGUAAAUUUGCGAGCUGUUCAGCAAAGUUAUACACACAACUAACUAAUUGAAUCACAAUCAUUAAAUCAGCUGGUUAGGGAGUAUUAGCUUGCUAGCGUUUACAUAGCCCUGCUGUCAUAAAAACCAGUAAUGAGGCUAGGUAGCUAGCACCUAGCUAUCCAGCUAAUAUGAUACUGUUGUGCACCGAACAAGACAGCACUGACAAUGUAAUACUAUUGACUGAACACAACAGCAACUCCGACAUCAGCACCAUUGCUGUUUAUUUAAGUACUAUUUAGUUAAGUGUUUUUAUGAUCCAUAGCGCACACGUGCACACAUUUUUGAAAAAAGGCAAGAAAUUAUUUCUAAUUGUGAGGUUUAUUAGCGGUUGGCAGUCCAGCUUAUGGUGCAUUACCGCCACCUUCUGAGCUGGAGUGUGGAGCAUCACAAGAAAGUCUUUCAGUGGAAUCAAACGUUUGCUGAAGAUGAUGUUAUUGCUGAAAUUUCAUCGAAAAAUUUGUUUGCAUUUAUUUUUUAGGUCUAACAAACAUGUGGAAUGAAUUCCCUUCCCCAUUAAUGGUAUGAAAUGUAUAUUGUGAUAAAUGUUGACAUCGAACGAUAUGAAAAUAAAUAUUAUAAUAAUAUUUUUGGCCAUAUCGCCCAGCCCUACUAAUACCACACAUUCUCAUUACUUGCCAUAGUUUAAUGUUUAUUUCAAAUUCAGUUGACAUCUCAAACUUUUUGCACAUAUUUUUACAGCAACCAGUUAGAAGCAAAGGUAUUUUAAAGAAAUAUUUGGGUUUGAUACAAGUUGAGCUCAAUCGACAUCAUUUGUGGCAUAAUGUUGACUAACACAAAAGAUAAUUUUGACUUGUCCCUCAUUUAUAUAUAUAUAUAUAUAUAUAUAUAUAUAUAUAUAUAUAUAUAUGUGUAUAUAUAUAUAUAUAUAUAUAUAUAUAUAUGUAUGUGUGUGUAUAUAUAUAUAUAUAUAUAUGUGUGUGUAUAUAUAUAUAUAUAUAUAAGGUGCAAAAAUCAUGGUUAUGGUAAGGCAAGAACAUUUGAAGUGAAUGUCCUUAAAAUGAUUUCAAAAUUAUAGCCACAUGAUGUAAACAUUUAUGUGUUAACACAAUUUUAGUGUGAUAAAAUCAGGGAUUUACCCGCAUUACAGCGUUUACCAGAUUACAGGGUUUACCAUCUUUACAUCGUCUGACAACAAAGUUGUAAUAUUGGAUAAUACUUUACACAGGUAAGGUUAGUAAGUGAUUUAAUCACACUUAAAUCAUGUUAAAAUGUGUAAUGUUUAUGUCUUGUGGCUAUACAUUUGAAGCGGUGUGUAUUUUAGCAUUUAUGGACUGGCCCCAUUCACUUCCAUUGUGCCUUACUGUAACUGCAAUUUUUAUAUAUAUACAGUAUAUAUAUAUAUAUAUAUAUAUAUAUAUAUAUAUAUAUAUAUAUAUAUAUAUGAGAGAUAAAUAACAAUUAUUUUUGGUGGUAAUCAAUAUUAUACCACAAAUGCUGUCGACUGAGCUCAUCUUGUAUUGGACCCGGAACAUUUCUUUAAGGUGCUAGUCUGCACACACUGAUUACUACAGAUUCUGUAGUCUUAAGGAUCUACUUGAAUAAUUUAGAAACUUUUUAAAUGGAUAUUUGAUUCAAUUUGCUUUGUUAAUAUAUACCUGUACCGCAUGCUCAAAAGGUUGUACUGAUCUGUACCUUCCUGUUGAUUGUUCAGCCAAGAAAACAUUGUAAAUAUUUCUUUCCAAAAAAAGUAUUUCUUCCAUGGAACACAAAAGUAGAUGUUAGGCAGAAUGACAGCCUCAGUCACCAUUCGCUUUUAUUGAGUGGAAAAACAUAUGGCAAUGACUAAAGUCCAGGGAUGGAAAGAAAUCGAGGCUUAAUCAGUUCCAGUAUUUAAAAAAAAAAAAAAAAAAAAAAAGAUGCAAUAAAUUGCUUAUUGCCAAUGCAACUCACAAUGCAAAAUAUGUUUGCAGUACUGUCCUCUGUGUGGGUUUUUUACAAUUUGGGAAAACCAGGGUAGGUUUCAGAGUAAUUUGUGUAUGUUUAUGCAUACCUGAUCAGUGCACCAGUACCAGGUUGCAAGAAUGGUUAAUCCCAGUGUCAUGCCGGGCCAGGGUAAGUCCCCAUGCACGGGGUCUCUGAACAGGUGCAUGGCAUCAGCCCUUGGCAGAUGACAUGUCGUGUUUGGGAUGAUCUUAGAUGGCACAGCUUUCAAAUACACGCUCUCCAGGUUACUGUAGCCUCCAAUCUUAUUAAAUGCUGAAAUACAUGUGCAGAGAUGCAUAUCAGCCAAAUCUACUUAUGAUUUUGGUAAAAUGUAGAGUUUAACAUAUAUUUCUUUUUAAAGUAAUGUCGAAACAACGUGUGGUUAACUUGAAUUACAAAUGGAAUGUAAAUUUUGUAUUUUUUCUAAUAAAAAAAAUACUAUUUAAAUUUCUAACUUGUUUAAGCAAUGUACUUUGUGUAUGUCACAUAGUGAUAUUUUACUCAUUGAUAUAUUACUCUAUAGGAAUGCAUUAUUUCUAUUCAGAAUCUUGGUCAUUCUGAAUCUUCACAUUUAGUUGUCACUGGAAACUUUUCACAUUGCGCCUGGUUAGGACAUGGUAUGUGGAAAAUCUUUUUUUAAAUAAGUCAUAUUAGGCUACCUAUCAUUUGCAAAUUUCACAAUAUAGAGUUUCUUUAAACAUAUAAGGGGAGACUUAAGUUUACUCUUGUCCGAAUAUAUGCAAAUGUGAUUUUACUGUGUUCAACCAACACUGUAAAAGAUUAUUUUACCUUUUAGUUAUCUUAACUUAAAAUGUAGAGUUAGAAUAACUACCCUGGAUUGAUUUUGUUGAGAUUACUCAAUUAUCCAAGCUUUUGUUGGCUGAACUUGUGAUUAGUUAUUGAAAUUUUUUUUUUUUUUUUU